Molecule: messenger RNA, 1215 nt
Organism: Saprolegnia diclina VS20
Lineage: Eukaryota; Oomycota; Saprolegniomycetes; Saprolegniales; Saprolegniaceae
Exons: 1
Coding region: 77-1135 (352 amino acids)
Source: RefSeq, a predicted model, not a curated record
CUACAAGGCGCGGUACUGGCAUCUGAGCAAAGUCGUCUUCUUGCACGUUCUCGCCGUGCUCUGCACCUCGCCAGAGAUGAAACUUGCGAUGGACGCCAUCCAUACCGCCCACAGUACGUGCGCCAGCGCCAUUUUGCCGCCGUGUUUGUGGCUACGCCAUCCCAGUGCGUUUCGCCACCUCGUGCUGGGUCUGCGACAGCCCUCUCUAGUCACUGUCGCCAAGUGUGCCCACGUGGUGGCUCAGAUUCUAACAACCGCAACGACAGCAACGACCGUCAAUGCGUUGGAGCUGCUGACGCAAGACACGAUAGCAACGAUGCACGCUGCGUUCUGGCGCUCGCACGACAGCUACAAAGCGAGCGUGCUGCUGGAGAGCAUUUGUAUGUCGUUGCACAUGCUCGAAGUCCAAGCGCGGCGAAAGCUCGUUGGGAGCCUCGACACGAAUGGCGCGCCACCGUUGAGCCUUCUCGGUCGCGUCAAAGCGUGCAGCGCCCACCUCUCGUCGAGCGUGAAAUCGCUUGUCAUUCGGUCCAAGAACUCGCUUCAAACCAGACUGUCGCACGAUGCGAGCGGCGUUGAUGCGACAGAAGAGACGACGCCGCCUUUCUCGUAUGGGCCGAUCCAGCCGCCGACGCAUUGCCGCCCGCCGCCACUGCUUGACGCAGCACCGUCUCUUCGCCGCAUCAAAUCGAACACCGGCAUCGCCAAGGCUGUCGAACAUAGCCGUGUGCUGCAAGAAGUACCGCAUAUUUUGAUCCCGUCGCGCAUCAAAGUCCUCAACUUUGUCACGCCAGCGAUCCUUGUCGAGAUCGAGCGACGCCAGGCGCUCCGAGACGAGUUCAAGACCGCGCUUCAGCGUGCGCUGGACACGAGUCGCCAGGAUGUCAGGCGCGGUCCAUCGGUGACCGACGUCGCACUGCGCCGGCGGCACACGAGCCAACGUAACCAGUUUCUCGUCUCGAUCGCGACAAAGCUCUAUACGAGCGCGGAAGAGUGCGCGAUCGUCGAAUUUGCUGCGACCGCGCUCGAUCCCGAGGUUCAAGCUUUUUUCGAGCAGAACGUGCGACCUCUCGUUUCGCUGUUGCAGACGCCGCACCAAAGUCCGUGGCACCGACUGCGAUUUUGGCAACGCUAAUACAAGCCAACUACAACGAGGAACGCUUGGAAUCGACGGGGAACAUGCUAGAGUCUUGGGAAUAUAGAGGUUCGUCCCCG